Molecule: messenger RNA, 1521 nt
Organism: Clonostachys byssicola
Lineage: Eukaryota; Fungi; Ascomycota; Sordariomycetes; Hypocreales; Bionectriaceae
Source: the annotation of a GenBank genome assembly
AUGGCGGCCCUGAACAAGGAGAAACACAUCAAGUACUGGCAACGAUGUUUCAACAGCUACCUUCCCACCCCAUACACCAGCUCAGACUCGACCCGUUUGAUGUGGGCAUGCUUCAUCACCUCUGCGUACGAUCUGCUCUCAAUCCCCUUCAGCUCCACUGAUCGCACCAAGAUCCGUUCCUGGGUUCUUAGCCUACAGCACCCGGACGGUGGCUUCUGCGGCAGCCCAACCCACAGCCUGCCAGGCCAGGAGAGCCACAAGGGCACGGCCAAUCUGGCCGCAACUUUCUUCGCCCUCAUUACCCUCGCCAUUGCUUCCGACGGCGAUGAGGAGGCCAAGGCUGCGUUCGCCGGCGUCAGGCGGGGAAAACUCCUGAGGUGGCUGAAGAAGCUGCAGAGAGACGAUGGGAGCUUCGGACAGCACCUGUGGGAGGGCAAGCCGGUUGGUGGCAGAGAUACGAGACACAGCUAUCUGGCCAGCUGCAUCCGGUGGAUGUUGAGAGGCCAUCGCAAAGAUGACGAUGAGCCAUGGGAGGACGAUGUCGAUGUGAAAGCCAUGAUUGCACAUCUUCGAAGGGGACAGACGUACGAUGGUGGUCUCGCUGAGUUCUCAGAUUAUGAAUCACACGCUGGAUACGCCUACUGCGCCGUGGGCGCAUUGUGGUUCUUAGAUCGACCCAGCUCGGCUUCUUCUCCACGACCGGAGCCCUCAUCCCUGACGGCAAUGGAUCAAGGCAUCCCUGACCGGCCUGGCAUGCUGAGGUUCCUUGCUGGUCGGCAGAUCAACUACCUCGCCGAGGAAGAAGACGAGGACGAGGAAGAGGAAGAGAACUUUAUCCAGGACGCAGUUGGGAGUUUGACUUUAGAGGAGGGCUGCCGUCAUGUCGGCUUCAAUGGUAGAUGGAACAAGAAGGCAGAUACAUGCUACGUCUGGUGGGCAGCAGCUACAUUGGCUAUGCUCGGUGACCCUUAUCCGUUGAGCGUUGAGGGCUCCAGGAGAUAUCUACUUGAAGUUACACAGCACCCUAUAGGCGGCUUUGGCAAGUUUGCUGGUACAGUCCCAGAUAUCUACCACUCAUAUCUGGGGCUGGCGGUUCUGGCAAUGUUUGGCGACUCGGAUUUGAAGGAAUUCGACGCCGGCUUCGCCGUUUCGCAAAUCUCGAACAAUUCCGCAAUUCUUCCAGCAGCCAGCAGCGGCGCAAUGUCCUCCGAACCCCAAGACCCUUCCCAGGCCGAAUCACCAGUCUGGGACAAGCAGACCCGGCGCAAGUUCGAGAAGCAAGUAACCAUCCGCGCAGCCGCACGAGCUCCCUCGCUAACCUCCAAUACCAGCAAAUCCACCAGCGAAUUCUACGAUCCCUGCCAAGCGGCCGCGCAGCAAAGCUACAAAUGUCUUUUCCGCAACGGCGGCGACAAGUCUAUGUGCGGAGAGUACUUUCAAGCCUACCGUGACUGCAAGCAAGCUUGGACUGAAAGGCGACGGGGAGUUCCAUCGAAACCGAAAGAGCCGACGUCGGAAUGA